AUGAUUCUGCCCUUUUUUUACAGUGUACUGAUACAUAAUGAUAUUCCACCUCCAAGAAUUGCACGUCCAUUGCCAAAUGUCUGUGCAAUAGACUUACUGGUAGAACAAACAAUUAGACUUGUUGCAAUCUAUGCUCCAGCAAGCAAAACUUGGAAGUGGAUGGAUUUAUCAUCAUUUAUUUCUAAUCGUUAUAUGAUUAUGGGUGAUUUUAACAUCGAUUUAGAAAAGGAUGGGGAAAAAGCAGAACGCUUACUGGAAUGGAUGGGCUCAUGCUGGUUUGGCCCUCCCGCCCCGGAUUCUAAUACAUCUCUUCGCUCGGAUUGUACUAUUGAUUAUGCAUUAGCUGUCGAUGUUAAUUUAACAAUUCAAACAUGUCAAUAUUAUAUUCCUUCAUCAUCACCAUCAAUUAAACGAAAACAUGAUGAAUCUUUGCUUGAAUACGGAAAGCAAAUGAAUGAUAUUAGCAAUUUCUUGGAAACUGUUAUGAAACAACAAGGAGUUAUUGUUGAUGGUCUUCAAGCACUUCGUAAAAGGCAUGAGAAAAUUAAAAAAAUGACAACUUCAUUACUUCAUGCAAAUAAACUUGUGAGUUUCUUUAAUCUUGCCUUCUUUUGUGAAUUUUGUUCAAUAUUGGAUCAAGUCUCGGCUAAUAAACCAGUUCAAUUACCAAUCUACAAAUACAAGGAAAAAAAUCUCUUCGAUUCAAUAUCUGCUGAUUUAUCAAUAACUGCUACUCACUGUAAGUUGAUUCGUAAACUGUAUUCAACAGAAGAAAUAAUUAAUGGUGAAGCAUUAAAUGUACAAGAUGAAAGAUUUGAAAUUGUGAAAGAUGAGUAA
Rotaria sp. Silwood1 is the source of this 837-nucleotide messenger RNA. The record is from the annotation of a GenBank genome assembly. Lineage: Eukaryota; Metazoa; Rotifera; Eurotatoria; Philodinida; Philodinidae.